CAAUUGCUAAGCAGCAAUGGACUGCAACAACUCCAGUGCAAAUCUAAGCUCCAGACCACUGCUGCCUCCUGGUUUACUUCCUCCAGUACCACCCCCAAAUCUUUCGUCUUCAUCAUCCAUGCCAGUGCCACCAUCAGUUUCUAUGUCUGCCUCAUUUCUGAGACCUCCAACUCUGUUCUUGCGAGCUGCAGCUGCUGCAGCAGCCUGUAGUCCCAGAAUAUCUUUAGACAGAGGGACAGGUGGAGCAGCCAUGUACCCACGAACUCCAAAAUGUGCACGGUGCCGUAAUCAUGGAGUGGUAUCUGCACUUAAAGGGCACAAACGUUUUUGUCGCUGGAGGGAUUGUACAUGUGCCAAAUGCACCUUGAUUGCAGAGCGCCAACGAGUCAUGGCUGCACAGGUGGCACUCAGAAGACAACAAGCUCAGGAAGAAUGUGAAGCCCGGGGUGUGCAACAUUUCAUGUACUCAGGGCCAGGAACAGAUGGAGGAGAGACCAUUGGACACAAACCACAGACAGCGCAAGUCCCCAAUCAGCUAGAGAAAUCCAAUGAAUCAAAAGAAAAACAUGAUGACCUCUAUGGAAGAUUAUUAAGUUCAGCCAUGAUUUCUCAAAGUUUGUCACAAACAUCUGUAGCUGUAAAAGUAAAUACAUGCCAAACUCUGAAGUCCUCAGGUUUAAAUAAUCCAAGUAAAGAAAAUUCCAUUCCAUCUCCUAUUUCUGAGGAAAGAUCAGAAAGUGCUGAUAGUCCAAGAUCUCCAUCUUCUUCUGACCAGGAAUCAGGUAAUGAGAAUGAGUGGACCAAAGAUCAUUGUGCCUCUAAUCUUAGCAUCCCUGUUGUGUCUAUGAAGCACAGAGAUCCCCAGGAGAUUCUUAGAAAAGUUUUUCCAAACCAUAAACAGAACAUAUUAGAAAGCAUCCUGCAUUUUUGCAAAGGAGAUGUGGUUCAAGCCAUAGAGAUGGUUUUAAAUGGAAAGGAACAAGUUGUGAAAGAAAAUGAAAUUCCAUCAGGAUCAGAUGUCGACACUUUUACAAGAGACGGAACAAUCAAUAUUACUGGGUUAGGUUUUGGUGCUUUUGGCUCCAAAUCUGCCUUUUCCCCUUUGCAUCCUAAUCCAUUGGCUGCUGGAAGUGAUACAAAUAUCUUUCAUUCUAGACUUGGCUUAAGUCCAUUACACUUUACCUAUUCCACAACUAACAGAGGACUUCCUGGGUUUAUAUCCCCUUACAGCUUUGUGCCAUCUUUUCCUUUUCGUCCCAGCAUGGAUUACACAUUCCCUGGAAUGUUAAGGGAUGCACCUUAUUACCCACGCAAAGAUGCAAUGAAUAUCUCUGGACUUUACUCUAGAUUGAACCAACAACAUCAUUAG
Nanorana parkeri is the source of this 1369-nucleotide messenger RNA. It is a transcript of the gene DMRTA1, whose product is annotated as DMRT like family A1. Gene Ontology annotation, biological process: regulation of transcription by RNA polymerase II; sex differentiation. Gene Ontology annotation, molecular function: protein binding; DNA-binding transcription factor activity, RNA polymerase II-specific; RNA polymerase II cis-regulatory region sequence-specific DNA binding. Lineage: Eukaryota; Metazoa; Chordata; Amphibia; Anura; Dicroglossidae. The transcript is spliced from 2 exons. Bases 17 to 1369 code for a protein of 450 amino acids. The record is from RefSeq and is a predicted model, not a curated record. Gene Ontology annotation, cellular component: nucleus.